Messenger RNA from Calypte anna (Anna's hummingbird), 5055 nucleotides. It is a transcript of the gene PCMTD1, whose product is annotated as protein-L-isoaspartate (D-aspartate) O-methyltransferase domain containing 1. Gene Ontology annotation, cellular component: cytoplasm. Gene Ontology annotation, molecular function: protein-L-isoaspartate (D-aspartate) O-methyltransferase activity. The record is from RefSeq and is a predicted model, not a curated record. NCBI's taxonomy places the organism in Eukaryota, Metazoa, Chordata, Aves, Apodiformes, Trochilidae. The coding region runs from base 272 to 1348 and encodes 358 amino acids. The transcript has 6 exons. Gene Ontology annotation, biological process: protein modification process.
CUUAAUGUUAUGUGCAGUAGGGUUUUCAGUUUUAGUGUGGGGUGAAUUAGUGAAUAUAUUGUUGUGGGCUGUAUUUUGUGUACUCAAAAUUACAUGAACUGUUACUUGAUCUGCUUAAGAACUAAAGCUCCAGAAAUUACACUUGAGAUAAAAGGAGUCAUUUGUGAUGUGCUUCUGAAAGAAGAACUGAAAAUCCAUUACAUACUUACACAUUUGGGAAAGCUCUCCUAAUGUAUUUUGCAAACUAAUUGAAUUACCAUAGAAAUUCAGCAUGGGAGGAGCUGUGAGUGCUGGAGAAGACAAUGAUGACCUAAUUGAUAACUUGAAAGAAGCUCAGUACAUUCGCACUGAGAGUGUGGAGCAAGCCUUCAGAGCAAUUGAUCGUGGUGAUUAUUAUCUGGAAGGAUACAGGGAUAAUGCAUACAAAGACUUGGCCUGGAAGCAUGGAAAUAUACACUUAUCAGCACCUUGCAUUUAUUCUGAAGUCAUGGAAGCACUGAAGCUUCAGCCUGGAUUAUCUUUUCUAAAUCUGGGUAGUGGAACCGGAUACUUGAGUACAAUGGUGGGAUUAAUAUUAGGGCCUUUUGGGAUUAAUCAUGGAAUAGAGCUUCAUUCAGAUGUCGUAGAAUAUGCCAAGGAAAAAUUGGAGAGCUUCAUAAAAUAUAGUGAUAGCUUUGAUAAAUUUGAGUUCUGUGAACCUGCCUUUGUGGUUGGUAAUUGUUUGGAAAUAGCCUCAGACAGUCAUCAAUAUGACCGGAUUUACUGUGGAGCUGGAGUCCAGAAAGACCAUGAAAACUACAUGAAAAUUCUUUUGAAAGUUGGAGGCAUUUUAGUAAUGCCUAUAGAAGACCAGCUAACGCAAAUCUUGAGAACAGGACAGAACACCUGGGAAAGUAAGAAUAUCCUUGCUGUUUCAUUUGCUCCACUAGUGCAACCAAACAAAAAUGACAACGGCAAACAUGACACUGUGGGACUGCCUCCAUGUGCUGUUAGGAAUCUACAGGAUCUUGCUCGAAUAUAUAUCAGACGCACCCUUAGAAACUUCAUAAAUGAGGAAAUGAAGGCCAAGGGUAUUGCUCAGAAGGCUCCUCCAAAAAGAAAAAGGAGGAGAUGUCGUAGACGCAGGAUUAACACCUAUGUGUUUGUUGGUAAUCAGCUCAUUCCUCAGCCUCUAGAUAGUGAAGAGGAUGAAAGAAUGGAAGAUGAUAACAAAGAGGAGGAGGAUAAAGAUCACAGUGAGGCCUUGAAGCCAGAAGAGCCUCCUCGAAAUCUGUUGAGAGAGAAAAUUAUGAGUCUACCAUUACCUGAAUCUUUAAAAGCAUACUUGACCUAUUACAGAGAGAAAUAACUUGUUUUAAGUAGAAAUAAUGCCUACUGAUAGUUCCUUUAUUCUUGAAAAUGUAGCAUUUAAGAAGUAGGUGGACAAAUUAUUAUUAGUCUUUCAUCAAGACUGAAGUACAGCGAUAAAUCCAUAACUUGUCUCUAUCUUGUCUUUGCUACAAGGAAGACUUCCAUUCAACAGUAGAAUCCCUUUUUAAAAAUCUAUUUUUCUUUAAUUUUUGAAAAUGCUGUUUUAACUCUGAUAGAAAUAUAUAUUCCAUUAUGCAACACUAAUGAAUAUUUUGCAUGGUAAGUCUUUUGAUCCCUAACAGAUUUGUAUUGAUAAAAGGAUGAGUGAAAUUUUAUAUAUGCUCAUAGUUGUUAAACAUGUGCAUCUGACUUGAUGAGCAAUUUGUCUGUAUUUAUUAUUUAGGGGAACAUUUUAAACAUGCAGACACUUAUCCUCUAAUGUCAGAAUCAGACCCUUUUAAAGUUUAUUUUACUAUGGCUUUGUUGCAAUCAUUAUUACUAUGUUGGUACAGAUGUAUUCCAACAACACAAGUGCAAUAAAUGUAUUCAGACAUUGAAUGAGCUGGCUUUAAUGAAAUACGGAAAUACAAGUUCUGAAAUGUCAGAUUACCCUGCUACUUCUGCGUUUAUAUCUUUUGCCAAAAGAUCUUGAGAAAAGUAACAGCUUCUCUCAGAGCCUUAAAGAAACAUCAUAUUUGAUAAAGCAAUGCUUGCUUCAGCUCUGCUUAUAUUUGACUCCAUUCUACACUUUCAGUAUUUCUAACUAGAGGCACUUCCCCCAUUGUGGGAAGUUAAGGACAAUACAUUUUGUUUAUUUCUACAGCAUUCAGUCAAAAUGUUUGCUAAUACAAGAUGGUAAUGUGGAUUUCAGUCAUCUAUAUUUACUGCUUUUAAGUAGAGGUAGAAUUUCCAUGAGUUAAGUUUAUGUUGCUUAUUGGGAUAGCUAUAAUAGUAGAACUUAGAAUUUGUUCAGCAAAUGCACUUUAGUGAAUUUUAUAUUUAACAUGCAUCUCCAAGAAGGUAGACUUGUGCUAGGCUAUAUUUUGUUUCUGAGCAUGGCUCUUAGCACAAAAAUAUUUAUAAAAACAAAUGCAUCUUUUGGAAACCUAAGAGUAGCAGUGCAACUGUGGGGACGCACAAUAGUGCUGAUUUAAAUUCUUCUACAAUUUUUCCCUCUUCUAGUUGUGAAGUUACUUGCAGUUCUCAUUUUUAACUUGGUUUGCAUUUACCAUCUUAAUUUCUUCAUUCUGUUAUAACAACCAUGAGGGAAAACGCUAUUUAUUAAGAACUAGGCAUGAUAUGCAUUGAAAGCCACAAUCAUUGGACAUCUGUGCCUGUUGGACCCAGUGAAAAACAUUCCCUUUGAAACAUCCUGCACCAUUAAUUUUAAAAUACUGGUAACAUUUUUUUUGUGUUAUAACAAUAGAAAAAAGUAAUUACAUCUUUCUAAAGCAGUGAAUGUUCCUAGUUCAAGUAUUAUAACUAGCCAGUAUUCACGUGGUCUGACAGUCUAAUAUUGACUUCAAAAUGUAUAAGUAUUUUGUUAUAACUGAGAAGGAAGAUAAUGCAUAGUUGCAUGAAACUGACUUCUUAUGAUGCAUUUCAUGCUGUAGUCCCUGUUUUUUAAGGUACCUAGCAGUAAUGUUUAAGUGGAACUUCCUGAAGGCCUGUUGUACCAGCAUGUGGAGUUACUUUCUGCAAUAUAUUUACAGUAUAAGUAAACAAAACUACUUCAAAUAAUUAAUCUGAUUUUAUUUUAAAAGCAGGAAAAACUAGUAAGAAAUAGUUUUCAAAACAAAAAGAUACUAAUAAACUAAUUGCUUCAGCUGUUAGAAUUGAACAUAAUCUUGGUUUAAAUGGAUUAUUUUAGAUGGAGUUUAAGUAAUCUGAAGUUGGAGAUGUUUUUGUCUAUCCUUUUCUUGGAAUUUACAUCCAUAAGCUCAAGAGUAUGAGAUUACUAAAUAUUAAAUACUUCAAGGACUAUACGGGAUGCUUUUUGAGAAUUAAAUUUCUGCAUUCUUUCACACCUGUGUAUUGGGAAGAAUGGACGUCAGAUGACUUGUCAUGAUUCUUUAGUAUGUAAGUUUUUUCUGGAGUCACUGAAAGAGAAUGUUUCUUGUGUGUUUUAUAUGUGGAUUUAUUUUACAUUCUUGAAUUUAUAUUUACAUAAAUAAAAAGGUAGAAAUGCAAAAUGAAUUAAAACAAUUUUUGCCAUCUCGGUUCAUGAUGGGGACAUCAUUGCAAUAAAAUGGUGGGGUUUUUUGGUGGUUUCUGCUUGCUUGAAUUUCUGUCUUUCCGUGCAAGUAUUUUCCGUUGUUUGGAAAUCCUGAUACCAGCUUGUUUGGUUGGGUUAGUAACUUCCUAAUUAAAGGCUAAUCUUGAAUGUCAGAAAUAAAGUAAUUACACCCUUUUUGAUAAAUUUUGGGGGUUUUGGAAAGGUUGGAAGAUACAUUACUUUUGACAUAGGAAAGCUGUUUUUUGGACCCAGCACUACUUUUGUGUACUGUUGUGGAGAGUCAGUUUCUUCUGGAGAGUCCAGAAGCUAUGCUUGCAUUAUUGUCAAGAACAGGUUCAUGGGUUUUUUUUUUUUUCCCCAAGAACUGAGAAUUCUCCCUCAAUGUGAUGCAAAUAUGGAGAGGUUUGACAUAAGAACAGCAAGAGUGAGCAACUAGCAGCUCCCCCUUCCUAUUGAAACUCCCUCUUGGUGCAGCCCGAUUUUGUUACCAAUUAGAAAAAAAUCCAAGGUGGGUGGGCUAGGCUGACCAGCAAUAUUGUAACUGUGGUCACUGUAAGGAAAGAUACGAUUAAUUGGAACUUGCAGUGAUGUUUUAUCUUCAGUCUGGAGUAGGACUCAAGAUUGGUGCAGUUCUUACUGGAGACCUAGAGUUUUUUAAUCCCAUAUUGUUCAGGAGCAAGUCAGCUGCCUACCAAAACAUGGGAAAUGGUUUUCAAAUGGUUUUCAUUGAAAUGAGUUUUAACAGCUAUGUUCAGCUGAGCACUAUAUCUUGCUUGGGUUUAGGUGCUGGCUAAAGUUAGUUAAAGUUAGUCUUUUUUCUUUUUUUCUUUUUUUUUUUUUUUUCAUCCUGUUUUUUUUUUUCUAAACUAUUUUUUAAAAUGCAAAUUUAUCUGUCAGUUUGAAAACAAAUAGGGAAUGUAAUCAAAUGUGCUGUUCUGAUUAAAGCUGUUUUAACUCAUUAAAUAUUAAUAUUUUAUCUCCUGAAGUGUCUCCUUCUGUCAUUCAUUGAGUGUGUAAAACUGAAGGCUUCUACCUUUGUGUGAUUUACUAAUCAUUUGUAAAAGAUCAAGGAGGUGUGUGAUAUGUUUCUCUCGAGAGUUGUACAUGUAACUCUGCUUUUAUGAGGUCCUAAUAAUUUUGAAAAUACUUAAAUCAUGUAUGAGGCUCUUCCCAUAAAUCUCAGAGGGUCAUUGGAGUGUAACUACCAACAGCAAGGCUUUAAAAUUGUGUUUUACUCAAUAUACUUCAGUAAAAUUAACUUCAGUAAAAUCAAGAUUGCUGGCUUGAUAAAUGGCUGUCUCUGUGGCUUCUCGAGUUUCCCAGUGACAAUUUGUCAAUUUGCUGAAUGACUCUGAAGUACAGCUGGGUGGUCAGCUAAAGACUUGCACUAUGUUUGUGGUGUCUAUGGCAUCAAGAAUCUAAUGCUGAUUUAGCAGUGUGUUUUAAAAAUAUAACAUUUUCAGAGUUUU